UUCUGCCUCUUCUUCUGUUUCUUGAGCUUCUUCUUCAAAUGGAUGAUCAUAUGAGAUGGAAGAAUAAAGAAAGGGAGACCAGGAAGCACACCCCACCUGCCUACCCUAUACUACUCUAGUACUUUCUUUCUUCAUUCCCCACCUUUGGCUUUUAAAGUUUUGAUUUAGUCCCAUAAAACAGUAAAAGAGAGAGAGAAAGAGAAAAGAGAGAAAAGUAAAGGCUUCCCAUCAUCAUUACCGUUAUUAUCAUUGCUUCAUCAACCCACAAAACAGAACUUAAAUUCCAAACAAGUCUCUACCUGGAUCUCUUUUCUCCUUCCAUUCACCUUUUUUCUUCUUUUUGCACCUUCCAACACACAUCUCUCCUUUCUCAAGUUUUCUUUUAUUCCAUCCUUCCCUCUCUCUCUCUCUCUUCUUCUCCAUUUUUCUUCCAUCCAAGGAACCUCUGAUUCUUCAAAAUAUAUGUACUUAAUUGAUAAAGGGAACAGGGAAUUACCCUGUUUCUUUGUCGAUUCCAUCGAUACCUCUCUUAUUUCAGAAAAAAUUUCUGCUCUUUGUUUCAAACUGAGGAGAAGAUAAACAAAGGAAGUUUAGAGGAGAACUAGGAGAGGAAGAAGAAGAAAAUCCUUGAAAGGAUGGGCACAAGGGUUCUUCAGUUUCUCAUGUUCUUCCUUUUGGGGUUUUUCCUUUGUGCAGGUUCAACUGUUACAGAGACACCUUUGAAUAUUGGAUCAACUUGGCACAUCAAAGAAUUAGAACAUCAUGAAGUAGCAACCAAAAGGGAUGUCAUCACACCAAUAACUACUGUUCCAAUGGCCAAUCCUACUCCAAUCCCAUCAACAACAAUAGCAUCUCCUCCUGCUAUGACAAAUCCAGUCACUCCACCGACGACACUGACACCGACAAUUACAAGCCCAACUACUACCACUCCGGCAACCACAGGAGGAGGAAUCCCUGCAUCAACAGGAGGAAGCUGGUGUCUUGCAACCCAAAGUGCUUCAGAAACUGCUUUGCAGGUGGCUCUUGAUUAUGCCUGUGGGUUCGGCGGUGCAGAUUGUUCUGCAAUUCAAUCCAGUGGACCUUGUUACAAUCCAAAUACAGUUCGUGAUCACGCAUCUUAUGCAUUCAAUAACUACUUCCAGAAGAACCCAAAUCCGAAUAGCUGCAACUUUGGAGGAACUGCUGUUAUAACAAAUGUUGAUCCAAGUAACGGAUCAUGUGCCUAUCCAUCAACCAGUACAAGUGCUUCAGUUUUGAACACUACCAACCCCAUUGGAUCAACAGUAUACGGAGCAGAACCUAAUGGAUCCAACAAUUCAGCAGCUUCCUGUGUCUCACAUGGUUUACUGAAGUUCUUCACCAUGUCAAGCAUCUUGGUUUCAGUUCUAGCAGUAAGAUGGAUAUGACAGCAACUUCACUCCACAACGAGGCAAUUCUCUCAAUUGCCACGUCAAGCUACUUUUUUCUAUGAGCAUACAUAUAGUAAAGGGGAAAUGGAGGGGGGAGGCAUUGAAGAUUGAAUUAAGGAUUUAUUAUACAUCAGGCGAGGCCUUCACCAAGAAAUCAAGCUACUACUACAGAUGAUGACUUCUGCCUGAUGAGUCUCACAAGUACAUAAGAGCAAUGUAAAUGAUGAGUUCUCCCUCCUAGUGGUACACACCAUAGAUAGUUAAGCUAGCUCCCUUCUUUGUAGUGUUAAAACAAUAAAAUUCUUUCAGAAAAAGUCCAUCUGUAUUUGGACUGCUUUUGUUGUGGUUAGGCUGAUUUAAAGAGUGUUAGGUGCAGUGUCAAAAGAAACCAAAGUGAGUUUUCAACUUACCAGCUUAGUACAAUUUAUAAAGCAUUGCCUUCCACAUUAUUAGUUAAGGCAAAAGGUUUUGUGCA
Macadamia integrifolia is the source of this 1884-nucleotide messenger RNA. RefSeq names its product PLASMODESMATA CALLOSE-BINDING PROTEIN 5-like. Bases 636 to 1406 code for a protein of 256 amino acids. The transcript is spliced from 4 exons. Lineage: Eukaryota; Viridiplantae; Streptophyta; Magnoliopsida; Proteales; Proteaceae. The record is from RefSeq and is a predicted model, not a curated record.